AUGAACGCGGCUCCGUCGACGCCCUGCCCCUUACCGCACGAGACGCAGCUGUGGCGGGGGCACGUCCAGCGCCGUGGGCCGGCCACACCGGCUUUCAGCCUCCGCUCGCCGGCGCACGCGGCGUGGUACGCCUUUGGGCAGAGAGCGCAGUGGUACAGCGGCUCCAGCGGUCGCAUGAUUUCCCCGCACACAAAGCAGUUGUGCGUGGUGCCCACAACAGUCCGCCCAUCUCGAUUCUCUGUCUUCGCUGCAGAGGGACCUGGCAGCCCUUCUGCCUCGACGCGCAACAAUUCCGCCACCGCGGCGUCCUCCACAGAGGCGUCGUGGUCGCCGUCGACACUGUGCAUUUGGACCGAGGGUUCACGGGAGGAAGCUGUGGUUUGA
Molecule: messenger RNA, 384 nt
Organism: Trypanosoma conorhini
Lineage: Eukaryota; Euglenozoa; Kinetoplastea; Trypanosomatida; Trypanosomatidae
Exons: 1
Coding region: 1-384 (127 amino acids)
Source: RefSeq, a predicted model, not a curated record